AUGGACGACACCACGAAACUGAACACAUCGAAACUGGGAACCAAACAAUACUGGGACGACUUUUACGCUGUUGAAAAGUCAAAUUUUGAGGAAAAUCCACAAGAUACUGGUGAAUGCUGGUUCGAUGACAGUAAUGCAGAGGAAAAAAUGGUUGACUUUCUGAUGGAGCAUCUCGGACAGUUGAAAAUCGAUAAGACAUCAUCAAUGAUUGAUUUGGGAACCGGCAAUGGUCAUUUACUCUUCCAACUCCAUGAGGAAGGCUUUGAUGGAAAAAUGGUUGGUGUGGAUUACUCGACGAAAUCUGUCGAGUUCGCCAAAGAAAUCCUGCAAACACAAUACCAGGACUCAGCUAACUUUGAGUUUGCAGCGGCAGAUAUUUUUGACCCCAAAUGGCAGCCGUCCAAAUUUGACAUUGUCCUCGACAAGGGCACACUAGAUGCAAUCGCGCUGAGUGGCCUGAAAGCUGACAACGGGGACUCGAUUGUACAAUCGUAUCCAGCAGUAGUUGAGAAACUAAUGGAAAAGGAAAGCAUCUUUUUGAUAACGUCUUGCAAUUUUACAGAAACAGAGCUUAAACAGAUUAUAGAAAAAAAUGGGUCGCUGCAGCUAUGGACCAGUAUCAAGUACCCAGCAAUCAGAUUCGGCGGGCAGAAAGGAUCUACUAUUUGCAGUUUAGCAUUUGUGAAAAGGUAG
This is a messenger RNA of Lachancea sp. 'fantastica', 693 nucleotides long. The record is from the annotation of a GenBank genome assembly. Lineage: Eukaryota; Fungi; Ascomycota; Saccharomycetes; Saccharomycetales; Saccharomycetaceae.